Molecule: messenger RNA, 690 nt
Organism: Purpureocillium lilacinum
Lineage: Eukaryota; Fungi; Ascomycota; Sordariomycetes; Hypocreales; Ophiocordycipitaceae
Source: RefSeq, a predicted model, not a curated record
AUGGCAGCUUCCCGCGUCCUCCUCAUCCUCGGCGGCGGCGCCAACGUCGGCUCCAGCGUCGCCCGCGCCUUUGCGGACAACGGCUACAAGGUCGCCGUCACGUCGCGGUCGCCGCGGCCGCAGGGCGAGGCCGGCGUCGACCUGCACGUCCAGGGCGACCUCUCGGACCCGGCCUCGGUGCCGUCCAUCUUCCAAAAAGUGGUGCAGGCGCUCGGCCCGCCCAGCGUGGUCGUCUACAACGCUGCCGCUGCGACGCGCAACGCCCCAGAGGAUCCGCUGGCCCUGUCGCUCGAGGACCUGAACCGCGACUUUCAAAUCAACACGGCCAGCGUGCUCGUCGCGGCGCGUGAAGCCACGGCGCUGUUCGCGACGCUGCCCGCGUCGGCGCCGCGCACGUUCAUCUACACGGGCAACAUACUCAACAAGACGACCAUUGCGCCGCUCCUCAGUCUCGGCAUCGGCAAAUCGGCGACGGCGCACCUCAUCGCUUCGGCGUCGCAGGUCUACAAGGCCAAGGGCUACAGGUUCUACUACGCUGAUGAGCGCCAGGCGGACGGGUCGCCCGUGUACCAGAACAUUAGCGGGCCGGCGCACGCCGCGUUUUAUACGCGGCUUGCAGAGGGCGAUGAGCGCGUUCCGUGGGAGGCGACGUUUGUCGGGGGAAAGGGCUACGUCGAUUUCUCCAAGUGA